Messenger RNA from Gossypium raimondii (Peruvian cotton), 2537 nucleotides. Its product is annotated as cellulose synthase-like protein G3. Gene Ontology annotation, biological process: cellulose biosynthetic process; plant-type primary cell wall biogenesis. The transcript has 6 exons. Gene Ontology annotation, cellular component: trans-Golgi network; plasma membrane. Bases 105 to 2333 code for a protein of 742 amino acids. NCBI's taxonomy places the organism in Eukaryota, Viridiplantae, Streptophyta, Magnoliopsida, Malvales, Malvaceae. The record is from RefSeq and is a predicted model, not a curated record. Gene Ontology annotation, molecular function: cellulose synthase (UDP-forming) activity; mannan synthase activity.
GACAUGAGAUCUUGGCUGAAUAGUUCUGGCUCCUCUACCCUCUCUCUGGCCUAUAUAUAUAGAUGUGUUGUAAUGGUAUUGGUCAUAUCAGCUAGCCAACAAGUAUGGAAGGUCGACGUCUAAGAGGAGGGUUCACCACCACCGAUUCUCCUCCGCUUCACACGUCUGAGCCAUUACGACGCACCGCCUUCAACCGCCUGUUCGCGGCGGUUUACUUCUCUGCCAUUCUGGCUCUACUCUACCGCCAUGUCCAAAACCUAUUUCUCCUUUCCACGACCAGCCUACUUUCUUUCUCCACCAUCCUUUCUUUGUUUAUCUCUGAUCUCGUUCUAGCCUUCAUGUGGGCUUCGCUGCAAGCUCUCCGAAUGUCGCCCAUUCGUCGGAAAGAGUUCCCUCAAGACCUAAAACAAAUCAUCAAAGAUGAAGAUUUUGUAGGACUAGACGUGUUCAUUUGCACGGCUGAUCCUUACAAGGAACCGCCGAUGAAUGUUGUGAACACGGCAUUGUCGUUGAUGGCUUACGAUUACCCGACCGACAAGAUUUCAAUCUAUGUUUCCGAUGAUGGAGGAUCGGAUUUGACUCUAUUUGCUUUCAUGGAGGCUGCUGAGUUUGCAAGGCAUUGGUUACCGUUUUGCAGGGAACACAAUGUAAUGGAAAGGAGCCCUCAAGUAUAUUUUGAAUCUAAUUACCAUUCUUCUAGCCCUCACUUUGAGAAGAUUAAGAUAAUGUAUGAAGAUAUGAAAAUGAAGGUAGAACAUGUGAUGGAUAAAGGUAAAAUAGCUGAUGAAUACAUUAGUGAUGAACAACGACGACAAGUUUUUAAUAAAUGGAUCAAAGGCUUUACUCGUAUGAAUCAUCCUACUGUCAUUCAGGUUAUCUUAGAUAAGAAGCAUGACAAAGAUAAUUCUGGCCGUUUAAUGCCAAAUCUCAUUUAUGUCUCUAGAGAGAAAAACAACACUUCACCUCACCAUUUUAAAGCCGGUGCUCUUAAUGUUCUGUUACGUGUAUCAGCUGUUAUGACAAAUGCACCAAUAAUCUUAACUCAAGAUUGCGACAUGUAUUCAAAUGAUCCCCAAACACUUCUUCGUAUACUGUGUUAUUUAUCGGACCCUGCAAUCAAAUCAAACUUAGCAUUUAUCCAAUUUCCCCAGCGAUUUCAUGGCCUUAACAAACAGGAUAUCUAUGCUUGUGAGUAUAAACAUCACUUCCAAGUAAAUCCUAUGGGUUUUGAUGGGCUAAAGGGCCCAAGCUAUAUUGGAUCCGGCUGCUUUUUUCAUCGACGAGCUUUGUUCGGAGGUCCAUCAACUCCGGUGCCACCCGAAAUCCCAGAACUCAGCCCCGACCAUGUGGUUAGCAAGCCCAUUCAAUCUCAAGAAAUUUUGUCAUUGGCACACCAUGUUGCAGGUUGCAACUACGAGAACCAAACCAAUUGGGGCUCUAAGAGUGGGUUUAGAUAUGGAUCAUUGGUUGAGGACUAUAACACAUCGUAUAGGCUUCAUUGUGAAGGAUGGAAGAGCUUAUUUUGCAACCCUAAGAGAGCUGCAUUUUUAGGGGAUGUCCCGAUCACCCUUUUUGAUGUACUUAGCCAAAACAAGAGAUGGUGCAUCGGCUUGUUUGAAGUAGCUUUCUCCAAAUAUAAUCCUCUCAUCUUUGGUUCUCAAUAUAUGGGUGUUUUAAUGAGCCUAGCUUAUUCUCACUAUGCAUUUUGGCCCAUUUGGUGCAUUCCAGUCAUCUUCUAUUCUUUCCUCCCCCAGCUAGCACUCCUCAAUCAAUUCAGCAUCUUCCCAAAGUUAUCGGAACCAUGGUUUUUCCUAUAUGUUUUCCUUUUCCUCGGGGCAUAUGGGCAAGAUUUCGUUGAGUUCUUCCUGGCUGGAGGCACGGUCCGUAGGUGGUGGAAUUGUCAAAGGAUGUGGAUGAUAAGGGGACUGUCAUGUUACUUAUUUGGUUCAGUUGAGUACUUGUUGAAGUCAAUAGGGAUUUCCACACAUGGUUUUAGCCUAACAAGCAAGGCGCUUGAUGAUGAACAUAGCAAGAGAUAUGGCCGGGGCAUUUUUGAGUUUAGGGUCCCAUCCCCAUUGUUUGUGCCAUUAACAAUGGCAGCAAUAAUCAACUUGUUCUCAUUCCUAUUGGGAUUGACUGCAUUUAUGCGUGGCAACAAUAUGGAAGGCCUGGGUUUGCAGAUGAUUUUAAUUGGUUUCAUCGUCUUAAAUUGCCUACCAGUUUAUGGAGCCAUUGCCCUAAGAAAUGAUGCAGGGAAGAUACCAACUCAAAUUACAAUUAUCUCAACAUUCGUGUCAGUGGCUUUUUAUUAUGCCUCUUCACUCUGUUUCUGAAGUAAUAAAGAGACUUUUAAGUAGUAAAAAUAAAAAAAAAGCCUUUUUUCUGGUCCAAUAUUGGAAAUUAGGAUCUUUACUUUGUAUUCUCCUUGAUAACACUCCCUGGUUUCUUGUCCUUCAAGAGACAGGUUACUCUGACUGAAUUUGGUUGUAGAGAAGGUCUUUUUUGUAAUUCGAAAGGUUUUUUCUCGACCCAGAUAA